GCGUCCGCAACAGUUGGCCUCUGGCUGGCUCAGCCCUCGGAUCCCGAGUAGAAAACACAAGCACCGCUGAGCCCUCCUGAGAGGCCGGCUGAGCAAGGGUAACCGCGGAUAGCGGGAGCCGGGCCUGAGCGGAUGCGCAGCGAGGACCCGGGCCCGGACCGCCCUGCCCUUGGCUCGGCCCCUCUCCGGGAGUGCAAGCCCCGCCCCUUCCUCCCGGCCGCCCUGAAAUAAUUGCUAAUAAGGCCUCUGCAGCCAUGGAUAGCUCUGACGUGAAACCAAAAUCAAUAAGUCGUGCCAAGAAAUGGUCAGAAGAAAUCGAAAAUCUGUACAGAUUUCAACAAGCAGGGUAUCGGGAUGAAAUUGAAUAUAAGCAAGUGAAACAAGUUGCUAUGGUAGACCGUUGGCCGGAGACAGGCUAUGUGAAGAAACUUCAGCGGAGGGACAAUACUUUCUAUUACUACAACAAACAGAGGGAGUGUGAGGACAAGGAGGUCCACAAAGUGAAAAUUUAUGCCUACUGACCUGUUCCCUCCUUUGGCUUGGCAGUGCUACUUUCAGAAUUCAUUGUUUACAUUUUCCAUCAUGUAAAUGUCAUU
Acomys russatus (golden spiny mouse) is the source of this 596-nucleotide messenger RNA. RefSeq names its product meiosis/spermiogenesis associated 1 (gene Meig1). The transcript is spliced from 3 exons. Gene Ontology annotation, cellular component: nucleus. Lineage: Eukaryota; Metazoa; Chordata; Mammalia; Rodentia; Muridae. Bases 255 to 521 code for a protein of 88 amino acids. The record is from RefSeq and is a predicted model, not a curated record.